Messenger RNA from Lemur catta (Ring-tailed lemur), 2943 nucleotides. RefSeq names its product zinc finger protein 212. NCBI's taxonomy places the organism in Eukaryota, Metazoa, Chordata, Mammalia, Primates, Lemuridae. The record is from RefSeq and is a predicted model, not a curated record. Gene Ontology annotation, biological process: regulation of DNA-templated transcription. The transcript has 5 exons. The coding region runs from base 127 to 1617 and encodes 496 amino acids.
CAGAAUGCACCUUGUAUCAACACGGCGGCUGUGGCGGCUUCCAGGAGGGUCCGCGGCGCCUAGCGGACUGGCACGGAGCCCGAGGGCCAUCAGGCGGGGCCCGGGUGUAAAGGGGCGGCUGCAGCCAUGGCGGAGUCGGCGCCUGCUCGGCACAGGAGAAAACGGCGCCCCACAUCUUUAACUUCUUCUGCACUUCCUUCACAAGCCACAGAGAAAAGCUCAUAUUUUCAGACCACUGAGAUCUCACUCUGGACGGUGGUGGCUGCCAUUCAGGCUGUGGAGAAGAAGAUGGAGUCUCAGGCUGCCCGACUCCAGAGUCUGGAGGGGCGCACGGGGACAGCUGAGAAGAAGCUGGCCGACUGCGAGAAGACGGCCGUGGAGUUUGGGAACCAGCUGGAGGGCAAGUGGGCUGUGCUGGGGACCCUGCUGCAGGAGUACGGGCUGCUGCAGAGGCGGCUGGAGAAUGUGGAGAACCUGCUGCGCAACAGGAACUUCUGGGUCCUGCGGCUGCCCCCGGGCAGCAAGGGGGAGGCCCCCAAGGUGUCCAGGUCACUGGAGAAUGAUGGCGUCUGUUUCUCUGAGCAGGAGUGGGAGAAUCUGGAGGACUGGCAGAAGGAGCUCUAUAGAAACGUGAUGGAGAGCAACUAUGAGACGCUAGUCUCUCUGAAGGUCCUUGGCCAGCCAGAGGGAGAAGCAGAGUUGGGUACAGAGAUGCUGGGCGACCUAGAGGAGGAAGGCCCUGUUGGUGCCCACCCAGCAGAUGGGGUCAUGAUCAAACAGGAGCUACAGUACAAGCCAGAAGGCUCUUCACAUCUUCCUGGAGAGUUCUCAGUCAUGACUGAAGAGCAGGCUUUCCUGACGCCGGAGCACACUGAACUCUGGGAUGGUCAGGGCAGUUCUGUCCUCUUGGAAACAGGUCCUGGGGGCUCUAAUCUAGAGGAGCCCGUAGAGGGCAGUAGAGACGUUAGCAGUGGCAGAAUUCUGGGCUGCCCAAAGCAGAAAUCUCAUAGGCAGAUACAGCUGAGUCAGGAACAUGGGCAGGGCCUGAAGCUGAAAACGGACACUUCUGGCCCCUAUGAAUGUUCUGAAUGUGAGAUCAACUUCCGCUAUAAGCAACAGCUGGCCACACAUCUGCGGAGCCACUCAGGGUGGGAGGCUUUUACACCCGAAGAGCCAGAGGAGAGCCUUAGGCCCAGGCCACAGCUUAAGCCCCAGGCCAAGAGGGCCAAGCUGCAUCAGUGUGACGUGUGCCUGAGGAGCUUCAGCUGCAAGGUGAGCCUGGUGACCCACCAGCGCUGCCACCUGCAGGAGGGGCCCAGUGCUGGCCAACGCAUCCAGGAGAGAUUCUCGCCCAACAGUCUGGUUGCUUUGCCGGGCCACAUCCCUUGGCGGAAGAGCCGGAGUUCCCUCAUCUGUGGUUACUGUGGCAAGAGCUUCAGCCACCCGUCUGACCUGGUGCGGCACCAGCGCAUCCACACGGGUGAGCGGCCCUACAGCUGCACUGAGUGUGAGAAGAGCUUUGUCCAGAAGCAGCACCUCCUGCAGCACCAGAAGAUCCACCAGCGGGAGCGGGGUGGGCUGGCCUUGGAGCCUGGAAGGCCCAAUGGCCUGCUUUAAGAGUGCCAGCCCCUCGCCCGUCUGGGGGGCGGAGGGGGGGUGGCAUUGGUCCCCCCCUAGAGACACUGUGCAGAGUCAGGGACUGACUUCUUCCUGAGGGAAGUUGCUUCUCAUUCGCCUUCACUUGACCAGGUACCUAGCCAAGCCCAAAGGCUGUCCUGAAAAUCACGUGGAAGAGGACGAGUCUGGGACCAGGUCUUUACCCUGCUGCUGAGUUUUGUCUCUUGGCACCUUCAGGUCUCUAAUUUUCCCAUCCGUGCUGAUACUGUUGGGCUGGGGUCGGAGAUCUAACCCCGCAGGGUCUGGUGGCUGGUUCUAGGACUCGCCAGCAUUGCACGGCUUCCUGAAGGGUUGAGUGAGGCCACAGUGGGUAAGCAGGUGUGUGGAAGAGUUCUGGGAAGCAUAACCUUCUAUUUCUUCUUCUUUUGUAGUCUCUGUUAAUAGCAAGUAGAAGAAAUAAUUUAAACAAACUGCUUAUCCUGCUCUGAUGAACCUUUUUUUAGAAUUAGAUUUUAGUUGAUUUUUAAAGAAUACAUCCCAACACUUGUUUUUUAAAUUUCAAGAGUUGUAGAAGUUGUUCCUAACAUGGGGACUGGGCCUACCCUCUAGGAGGGAAUAGUAUAUGGGGCUCUUUUAGCCCACCCACACUUAGGCCAGAGAGCAAGGGACUACAGGGCUCCCUCUUGUGGGAGUGCUUGGUGCUCUUAAAUGGGCUAAUGGUGUCAAAAGGACCAAGAGGAAGAGCGUGGUAGGGUAGACUGCAUCCCUGCCCGCAUCCCUGCUGAGAAUAAAGAUUCUGGUAAAGGAGCCGAGUCCAGCUUUGGGAGCUUAGCUGUCACCAUACCCCUCUCUUCCUCUUCCCACCCCCUACUUGCUGCAGUGCUGCAGCCUCCUAGAGUAGAGAUAACUACAGGGUGUCCCCAAAGUCUCCAUACAUAGGGAAAAUGGGAAAUUGUAGCCAAAUGUACCUUUAUUUACAAAAUAUUCAUGACAGAAUUUUUCCUUUGUGUGGAGACUUUUGGGACACCCUGUACUUUGUUACUUAAGGUCGUUCAGCUUGUACCAGUGGUUAUUGGAGUUUGUUCCUGUUACACCAGUCCUUACUUGAGUUUGUUCAGAUUACACUUUCCAAAUUCAUUCUGGGAUUGUCUAUUCCAGGGAUGGCAGAGAAAAAGCAUACAGAUGCUUGUCUCCCAGUGGUGGUGAAUACCUGCCCCACUGUUGUCUGGGGAGAUGGGAGCGGGCUCCUGGGUCAUAUGUGAGUGUCCCCUUGGAUGAUUUGCAGUUGCCUAGAAUAAAACUUGCUACUAGCAAAAAAGGCUCACA